UUGAGAGUAAAAAACCACAAAAUCAAGCGUAGGCCGCCGCUUCAUACACUCCAUCGGUGAGAUUUGGAAUCCAAACUCUGCAAAACCCUUCGCCGCCGCCGAGCAGCAGCCAAGCAAGAUCUCUACUUUUUCACAUUUCAGUAAUCAAUUUCUUGGGUGUGAUUCUGUGAGUUAGAAGAUGGCAGCAAAAUACAUAGUAGGUUCUUUACUUGGAGCAACUGCAGUUGCAUAUAUCGGUGACCAUCUUAUUUCUGACAAGAAAAUAUUCGGAGGAACAACUCCGAGUACUGUUUCAAACAGUGAGUGGUGGGAAGAAACUGACAAAAAAUUCCAAGCAUGGCCUCGUACAGCUGGUCCACCUGUGGUCAUGAACCCCAUCAGUCGCCAAAAUUUCAUUGUCAAAAGCCGCGACUCUUAAAUGUUACUUGGGUUGUCAACCUUUUUUUUGGAAAUACUUCCUAGUCAUUAAGCAGUUCUAAUCUGCUUUUUAUUUUGAGCGGUGAAAUUUGAAAGAUUUGUUGUUUGUUGUUGUGAUAGGCAUUCUUAUUUCCUGGUGUCAGGAUGUUCAUUCUAAAUAAAUCAGCGAAAAAAGAAACUUCCCCUCA
Molecule: messenger RNA, 605 nt
Organism: Cucumis melo (muskmelon)
Lineage: Eukaryota; Viridiplantae; Streptophyta; Magnoliopsida; Cucurbitales; Cucurbitaceae
Exons: 5
Coding region: 179-418 (79 amino acids)
Source: RefSeq, a predicted model, not a curated record